Messenger RNA from Asparagus officinalis (garden asparagus), 5504 nucleotides. RefSeq names its product pentatricopeptide repeat-containing protein At1g08070, chloroplastic-like. The record is from RefSeq and is a predicted model, not a curated record. The transcript has 6 exons. Gene Ontology annotation, biological process: RNA modification. Lineage: Eukaryota; Viridiplantae; Streptophyta; Magnoliopsida; Asparagales; Asparagaceae. Gene Ontology annotation, molecular function: RNA binding; protein binding. Bases 172 to 3066 code for a protein of 964 amino acids.
UUUCGACUGUAUCAAACCGAACACAGCGUCACUCGGAGGUCGUCUGUCAGGGACUCAGGAACAUAUUCGUGAUCCGCCACUUUUUCUUCUCUUUACUGUUGCACUCUCUCUCUCUCUCUCUCUAGAUCUCUAGAGUCGUCAAAUUUGUCUAUCAGGCCCUUCUCUUAUUCCAUGUCCCGAACUUCCCCCCAAAUCCAAUUCAAUUUCACCCGCCUCCUGAACACCUGCAGCUCCCUCUCCUCCCUCAAACGCGUCCACUCCCUCCUCAUCACUCACGGUCUCCACCAUCACCUCCCUUUCUCCGCCAAACUCCUCUCCCUCUCCUCCGCCUUCUCCCCCUCCAUCCUCUACGCCCGCAAGCUCUUCGACGAAAUCCCCCACCCAGACCCCUUCCUCUUCAACACCCUUUUCCGCGCCUACUCCGACCUUGGCCCCCUCCGCCAAGUCUUCCCUCUCUACUCCCGUAUGCACCGCCUCGGUCUCAAACCCGACAGCUUCACUUUCCCCUUCAUCCUCCGAUCCUCCGCCGUCCUCUCCCAAGUUCGCGAAGGAAGGCAAGCACAUUGCAAUGUGAUUAAGAAUGGGCUUGAUGGUUAUGUGUUUGUGAAUAGCUCGCUGAUUUUCUUGUAUUCUACUUGUGGCUACAUUUUCGACAUGGAGUUGGUUUGUGGAGGUGUUGAAGUUAAGAAUGUGGUUGUUUGGACCGCGAUGGUUGCUGGGUACGUGCAGAAUUCUAUGUUUGAUAAGGGGUUGAACGUAUUUAGAUUAAUGAAUGCGGAGAAUGUGAGGCCCAAUGAGGUUACGACUGUUAGUGUUCUUCCUGCGUGUAAUGGAGAUAUAUGGUUGGACUCAGGGAGAUCAGUUCAUGGGUUUGCGAUUAAAGAAGGAUUUAAUUUGUAUACUACUGUUGUGAAUGCUUUGGUGGCGAUGUAUGGAAAGUGUGGGGAUUUGCAAGUCGCUCGUUACUUGUUUGAUGAAAUGAUUCACAGAACUUUGGUUUCAUGGAACACUAUGAUUGCGGUUUAUGAGCAAGGAAAUGAAGGAACAAAGGCGAUUGAGCUCUUUCGGAGUAUGAUCAAGAGUGUUAAAUUUAAUGCUGUGACAUUAGUAAGUGUGAUAUCGGCUUGUGCUACUUUGGGUGCUCAAGAUAUUGGAAAAUGGGUACAUGAUCUAGCUACAAGUCGAGGCUUAGAGACCGAUAUAAGAAUCACUAAUGCCCUCAUUGACAUGUACUCAAAAUGUGGAAACUUAGACUUAGCACAGAAAAUCUUCAACUCCAUUAAAUUAAAAGGGGUAGUAUCCUGGAGUGCAAUGAUAAAUGCAUACACAAUACAUGGACGUGCUAAUGAAGCACUUGAGCUAUUCAAUCGAAUGAAAGCUGAAGGAGUAAAACCAAAUAGUUUUACAUACACAUCGAUACUGUCCGCUUGUAGCCAUUCAGGGUUAGUAGAAGAAGGAAUGAACCAUUUCAAGAGCAUGAGAGAAGAGUACGGGAUAAAUCCAAAGGUAGAACAUUGUGCAUGUGUUGUAGAUCUAUUAGGGAGAGCAGGGAGGUUGAAGGAGGCUUAUGAUUUUGUGCGUGGGAUGGAAAUGAAGCCCGAUACAGCGGUUUGGGGAGCUUUGCUUGGUGCUUGUAGGAUCCAUGGAGAUGUUGAGAUGGCUGAGUUAGUUUUUGCAGAAGAGAUUGCUAAUGAGGAGGUAAAUAAUGUGACAAUUUGUGUGCUUAUGUUGAAUAUUUAUGCGGAUGCUGGUCGAUGGCAGGAUGCGACCAAAAUGAGGAGGUUGAUGAAGAAGAAAGAGUUAAAGAAGAUGCCAGGAUGUAGUGCUAUGGUGUUUGUGAAUAGCUCGCUGAUUUUCUUGUAUUCUACUUGUGGCUACAUUUUCGACAUGGAGUUGGUUUGUGGAGGUGUUGAAGUUAAGAAUGUGGUUGUUUGGACCGCGAUGGUUGCUGGGUACGUGCAGAAUUCUAUGUUUGAUAAGGGGUUGAACGUAUUUAGAUUAAUGAAUGCGGAGAAUGUGAGGCCCAAUGAGGUUACGACUGUUAGUGUUCUUCCUGCGUGUAAUGGAGAUAUAUGGUUGGACUCAGGGAGAUCAGUUCAUGGGUUUGCGAUUAAAGAAGGAUUUAAUUUGUAUACUACUGUUGUGAAUGCUUUGGUGGCGAUGUAUGGAAAGUGUGGGGAUUUGCAAGUCGCUCGUUACUUGUUUGAUGAAAUGAUUCACAGAACUUUGGUUUCAUGGAACACUAUGAUUGCGGUUUAUGAGCAAGGAAAUGAAGGAACAAAGGCGAUUGAGCUCUUUCGGAGUAUGAUCAAGAGUGUUAAAUUUAAUGCUGUGACAUUAGUAAGUGUGAUAUCGGCUUGUGCUACUUUGGGUGCUCAAGAUAUUGGAAAAUGGGUACAUGAUCUAGCUACAAGUCGAGGCUUAGAGACCGAUAUAAGAAUCACUAAUGCCCUCAUUGACAUGUACUCAAAAUGUGGAAACUUAGACUUAGCACAGAAAAUCUUCAACUCCAUUAAAUUAAAAGGGGUAGUAUCCUGGAGUGCAAUGAUAAAUGCAUACACAAUACAUGGACGUGCUAAUGAAGCACUUGAGCUAUUCAAUCGAAUGAAAGCUGAAGGAGUAAAACCAAAUAGUUUUACAUACACAUCGAUACUGUCCGCUUGUAGCCAUUCAGGGUUAGUAGAAGAAGGAAUGAACCAUUUCAAGAGCAUGAGAGAAGAGUACGGGAUAAAUCCAAAGGUAGAACAUUGUGCAUGUGUUGUAGAUCUAUUAGGGAGAGCAGGGAGGUUGAAGGAGGCUUAUGAUUUUGUGCGUGGGAUGGAAAUGAAGCCCGAUACAGCGGUUUGGGGAGCUUUGCUUGGUGCUUGUAGGAUCCAUGGAGAUGUUGAGAUGGCUGAGUUAGUUUUUGCAGAAGAGAUUGCUAAUGAGGAGGUAAAUAAUGUGACAAUUUGUGUGCUUAUGUUGAAUAUUUAUGCGGAUGCUGGUCGAUGGCAGGAUGCGACCAAAAUGAGGAGGUUGAUGAAGAAGAAAGAGUUAAAGAAGAUGCCAGGAUGUAGUGCUAUGUAAGCCAAGCGAAAUGUCGGAGCACAGUGGCAGCACGUGACAUCUUCUCAGAACCAAUUCUACAUGUGGAAUAGUCAGAAAACAUCUUAAAACCUGAGGGUUGAUUCCGUGAGAGCUAUUGGGCUAAACUGUCCUCACCUUUUUGUGCUUGGGCAUUAAGACACCUCACAAGUGGAGGUAGACCAAUUAAAAAGCUGUACAUUCAGGGCAAUAUUUUCAGUGACAAAGCAGUUACUGCAUUUGGAAGCCUCUGGAGAUUCCUUGACUGAACUCUCACUUAAAAAAGUUACCAAAGGUUGCAGAACAUAUACAUCUAUAGCAUUUCUCUCUGAUGUUACGAGAACUUGUAGAGCCGCCAUCUCCCCAGUUGUCAUGCUAUAACUGACCCAGCACUGGGCCUGAUCGUUGACAGUUGCUCAAAAUUUGACUGGAAGUUUUAUUGUUUGAACAGGUAUUUUCACCAAAUUUAAGAGCCAUUAUCAUAGUUGGUUGCCAGAUAAAAUUAUGUUCAUAUAUGGAAAACUUCUCCUGCGGGAUUUCAGAAUUAUAGUUUUCCGUAAUCAAUUCGAGUUCCAAAUUGCAGUAAACCAUACUGAACUUGGAAACAAUACGACUAAAUUGGUUAUUUUAUGUAAGGAAAAUAGUUUUAAAGAAUCAAUAUAUUAUAUUAGUUUCUGAUUUUUGUAAAUGUUCGCCAAAGGUUCAUUGUAGUUGGCUAAGUAAUAAUUCCAAUAUAUGAACUUCUUCUAGAAUAUUGCCUAUAAGAAUGUGUUUUUGCAAGUCAUAGAUCUUGAACAUAGGACAUGUCUUCCGUUGGCCUUCCUGAAUGUUAUCCGUGGAGACUAGAGUGAAUACAAAUCUCGAUUGAUGUUCUAUACAUUUCAUCUCUAAUCUCUUUCUUAGUCUAUAAGAAGUUUGUAGCUGAAAUUUCAUAACUAAUAAAAGUAGGGUUGCCUUUCCUCAUACUGCCAUCUAGGACUUGAGCGCGCAAUACUCUCUCUUGUCGAUGGUCUUAUGGGGGGGAUUUUCUAACCAGCUUAGAGAUACAAAUUAUUGAUGUUUGGUGCUAGAUAGUUCAUGACAUUAUUUUAUAGGGCAUUCUAGUCUAGUCUUAUUUCAUCGUCACACAUGAGGGAUUUUACUAGAAUACUUGCAACUUUAAAACUUGGAAGUUUUGACUGGCAGAGAUUGCAGAGUGACUCUGGAAUUUAUGAAUAUGAGGUAUAGGAUCUCAUAAUACAAUUAAGUGCACAUAGGUAACAAGUAAUGACAAGGUAAACAUCAUAAUACAACUUGUAUAACUUCUGCUUAGCAGCAGUUUAUACAAGUUAUGUUAAAAGUCUUUAGUGACGUUUGCAACUCCUGUAUGAAGAUUUUUUCUUUUUCAGUCUGAUUGCUUUUUACUCUUUUUUGGUUCUCUUUACAACUUAGCCAGAUGAAUAGAACUAUGAUGGCUUGCUCUUCACGGAUCGCAGUUCAUAUCCUGGAUGGCCAUUCAAAUUCCCAUGUUAGAAUAACUGGUUCGCGGGGAGUAACACUAGAUGAAUUCAGGCCACCAAAAGUUCACGUAGAUAGUGUAAUUAUCAUUCAUAAUCUGUAAAUUCUUUUCAUGGUGAUGUACAGUUGCUCGUCACUUGUUCGAUGCAAGUGAUGAAAAUGACAGAUGAAACUUUGGUCUCGUGGAACACUAUGAUUGCAGUGUAUGAACAAGGCGAUGAAGGAGCAAAAGCCAUUGAGCUCCUAGAAAAAUGGAGUAGAUUGUCAACUUCAAUGCAAUGACAUUAGUAAGCGUGAGAUCCGCUUGUGCUUGUUUAGGUGCUGAAGAUAUUGGCGAAUGGCUACACGAACUUAGCUCAAAAUGUCUUUGACGAGAUUGAAUUAAUAGGGGCAGUCUCUUGGCGUGCAAUGAUCAACGGAUACACAAUCCAUGAGCAUGCUAAUGAAGCUUUCGUUCUAUCCAAUCGAAUGAAAACAUGAGUAAAACCAAAUAGAUUCACAUAUGCAUCGAUAUUAUCCGCUUGUAGUCGUUCAGGCGUAGUAGAAUUUGGAAUGGAGCAUUUCAAGAGCAUGAGGGAAGAGUAUGGCAUAAAUCCAAAGAUGGAGCAUUGUGCAUGUCUUCUUGAUCUUUUAGGGAAAGCAGGGAAGAAGGCUUAUGAGUUCGCAAAGGGGAAGCCCGAUAUACAGGUUUGGGGAGCUUUGCUUGGUGCUUGUAGGAUUCAUGGAGAUAUUGUGAUGGCUGAGUUAGUUUUUGCAGAGGUGAUUUUGAAGGUGGAAAUGCAUAAUGUGACGAUUUGUGUGCUAAUGGCGAAUAUUUAUGUAUUUGUUGGUCGAUGGGAAGGGAUGCAGGCAUGUAGUGUUAUGUAAGGCCGUAUACGUUCUGCAAAUGUUUUGUUAAUAUUUUCAAUGUGAAAGCAAAGAAUUUUUCCCCCCUUCCCUGAGAA